AUGAACAUCGGCUGUUGCCUUGUUGUCUGCCAAUGGAUUUUGUUCUCCAAUCACGGUUUAUCUUUCUUGAAGGAGGCGGUUCAAACCAUGGUGCACAUCUCGAAAAACCUUUCCGCUACCGUAUCCGAUGGUCGCAAUGUCAGCUACAAGAAUUUUUGUGGUCACUAUUGUGAUUCAAAUGUCGUCGUAGGAUAUUUCUUGCAAGCACUCUAUCAGAAGACGCUCAAUCCAGAAUCGAUGACUCUGCAAUUGACAUAUCCCAUAGCGGAUUUACGUGGCAUUAAACUGCAUUUGGAGCGCAACUUCUACGGACUCAUCUCCAUGUCAUUCAUGGCUGAAAUGAAGACGGAAGCCGACACAGAGCGACUUGGUGCGUGGGAGCUGACCUUGUUCGAUUUCUGCUACAAUUACACAGCAAAUAGUUACAACAAGCUAGAAAUACAGGUGAUUGGUGCUGAGAUUGUAGACACCGAAAUGAACAAGGACGGUUUCUCCAUAAUGUUUGCCUUUGUCUGCAUUACCGUGAGCGGAUCAUCGCUCUACUUUGAUCGCCUACGAUGGAGUACUAUUCUCGUGGCUGUGAGCUGUGCCAUAGUACCGGUGCUGGCGAUUACGACAACUUUCGGUCUGUGCUCGUUGAUCGGCAACAGGACGAACUCGCUUAUGCUCAUUAUGCCGUUCUUGAUAAUGGGAAUUGGUUGGUAG
Molecule: messenger RNA, 705 nt
Organism: Haemonchus placei
Lineage: Eukaryota; Metazoa; Nematoda; Chromadorea; Rhabditida; Trichostrongylidae
Source: the annotation of a GenBank genome assembly